CUGUUGUCCUGACGAAAACAAACAUGGAGGAAUAUGCCCGUGAGCCUUGUCCCUGGAGGAUAGUGGAUGACUGUGGAGGUGCUUUCACCAUGGGUGCUAUCGGAGGAGGGGUGUUCCAGGCGGUCAAGGGCUUUCGUAAUGCCCCUGCAGGUGUCGGACACAGACUGAGAGGAAGUGCAAACGCAGUGAGAAUAAGAGCUCCACAGAUCGGAGGUAGCUUUGCCGUAUGGGGAGGUCUCUUCUCCACCAUCGACUGUGGUUUAGUUCGCCUCAGAGGGAAAGAGGAUCCUUGGAACUCUAUAACAAGUGGUGCGCUGACAGGGGCCAUCCUGGCAGCACGCAGUGGGCCGUUAACUAUGAUGGGCUCUGCCAUGAUGGGGGGCAUCUUGCUCGCUCUCAUUGAGGGUUUUGGGAUCCUCCUCACCAGAUAUACAGCACACCAGUUCCAGAACCCUAUUCCCUUUGCAGAGGACCCCAGUCAGUUACCACCAAAGGAUGGAGGUCAGCAGCAGCAGGAGGCGAAGGGACAAUUUCAGUAGAGAGCAACAGGGACUGAGACCAGCUGUAAACACAGUGAGUCAGACCAGAGAGUAGCGGGGGAAACCAAACAUUACAGUGGGUAUCAUGAUGACCAGGAGGUGGAGAUUCUGGUCUCUACAGUGGUGUCAACUAGUUGCACUAUGUGCUCAUACCUCAGGGGCAAAUUACUGUGAGUCUUAGUUAUUUAUGAGUGAAUGUUUAUAUGUGAGCAACAAACCUCACGUUUGCACCCACAGCAUUUCAUGCAUCAUUUUCUGUAUGAAUGGUUGUUCUAUCUUCACUGUAACCUUUUGGGGUUCAAUAUGUCAUACUGAAAUGUGUUUUUGAAAACUGAUUUGAUUAUUCAACAUCAAGGCAAUAUGUGUAUGUUAAAGAAAUAGUUUGAUAUUUUGGGAAACACGCUUAUUCACUUUCUUGAUGAUAGUUAGAUGAAAAGAUCCCUCACACGUCUGCACAGUAAAUAUGUAGCUACAGCCAGCAGACAGUUAUCUUAGCUUAGCAUAAAGACAGACAACUAAUAUCCUGGCUCUGUCCAAAGGUAGGUAACAAUAUCCACCUAUCAGCACCUCUAAAGCUCAAUAAAUGAAAUGUUAUCUCUUGCUUGUUUAAUCCGUACAAAAGCCAAAGUAUUAGAGACAGUUUGUUAUUUUUUCCGUGGGCUUAUAUGCUGGACUGUUUCUUGGGUAGCACAGUGAUUUGCUGGAGUCUUGUCAUCACUGUGAGGUUGCUAGGCAACCAGCAGAGAUGGUAUCUAUGUUGUCAUGUAAGGCCCUGAUCACACAGGAAGCGUUUCAGCAGCUGGAGGAGCCUUUUUGUAAUUAUUUAUAAUGAAAAUGAAGCUUAUUGCUUGAGGUUUUUGCAUUGUGAUGCAUCUGGUGUUUCUGCACUCUAAGCACCUGGCAUUUUUGUCAGAGUGCCCUGAACGCCUCGAGUUGAAAAAACUUCAACUCAAAGCAGAAAAAACACCCCAUAUCAUCUCUUUUUUCGUCAUCUUUUUUCCCAUUGUCCAAUUGGGCCUUCUGUGGUGGUCAAAACAAGUUUACAGUUGGUAAACAAUGGAGGAGAAACUGGUGGUAGCAGGUGCUGGAUACCCAGAGCUACACGGCCCGACGACAGACAGCAGGUGGUCAAACUGCCCCCGAGUCAUCCUAGAAUAUGCCUGGAAACGGCCAUCAUUGAGUUGAAGCUCCUGGACCAACUCGUGGUACUCCCCAUGAUCCACCCUCUCUUUUAGGGUCUCAUGUACCCACACAGAUCUCUGUUUAUCUGCUGACAGCCUCUCACCCUCAAGCAGAGCUACAGACAGUACCCUCUGCCUCAACAUUGUAGGAACUAGAUACUAAUUACUGUCAAAUAACUAAAAUAAAUAAACAGUAGAUUGAUUACACAGGAAGUUUAGAAUAAGGAGGUGAGUCUGUGGUUGCCUGGCAACAGUAAAAAGGUGCAGCAAGCAUUUAUUUUUCACUGGUGGCAUUCAAUUUAAAAAAAGGCAGUGUAGUGCGCCUUGUGAUUUGCAACCUGCAAAAUGCUUUCUGUGUGAUCAGGGCCUAACUCUUGGGAAGAAAGGGAAUACGUGCAUUUCCCCAAACGCCAAACUAUUCCUUUAAGCUUCCAAAGAUCUUCUACUUGUACGCACAGAGUAUGUUUGUUCAGUGAGGUUUUACUAUAGAGAGUGGUAUUGUGAGAAUAUGUUUCUGAGUCUUUAAUUUAUUUGUCAGUUGCGACAAUCAAUGCAAAGAACUGUGUGUUUAUAAUUGAUGUGUGUGCUUUAAGAUGUGUCUGGGCUCAACCAAACCUCAUUCCACAAUUUGCAGUUUCUCUUAAAGGAAUUCUUCACCCACAAAGGGAUCAUUUGAUUAUGUCACCUUGAAUUUGUGGAGCAAACUUUGUUUUUCUCGCAAGCCUCUAUGGUGAACUAAGAAUCCAGAAAACAGAGACGUAUAUCUUUUUCCAGCCUCUCCAGGUAACCAGUAUCAUUAAGCUCCAAAUCCUCAAAACCAGCCUGAAAUUAAGGAAAUCUGAAACGAGUGCAUUAGAGUCAAUGCAGCACAGCUGUGUUGUUGUUGGACCCUGGUCUGAGCCAGCCCAAUGCUACAUUAUGAUUGGCCAGUCUGCGUCCAGGAACGGUUCUAUUCAUCAAAACUUUUAUCAGUUAUUAGAUUCUUUGUCCUCUGUCAAAGCUUGCAAAAAAAGCAAAGUUUUCUCCACAAAUUCAGUGUAAUGUAGGGUAAAUAACUGAUAUACAAAUGAUCAUUUUGUGUGUGAUGUGUUCCUUUAAUAACGUCUUGCCUCACCCGGCAGCUUUAGUCAUUUUGAAUCUUUGUUGAAUAGUUGUCAUCUUGUGUUUUAGAAGGAGGAGCACAAAUCAUGAAAAAUAUGAAUGGAUAUUUUAUUGCUUUAAUUACUGGCACAUGCACCUGUGUAGUCACUUUGAUCGCUGUAUCAUUCAUCAAACAACAAAGCACUUUUUAAACUCCAUCUCUCUGUUUUCUUGAGAUCGUAGCAUCUGUCACAGGAGAGAGGUGAUGCAGUGUGAUCCCAGCAUUUGCUGUACAAAAACUAUGUAUAGAAAGAAUGCUUAAUUUAUGUAUUGAAAUAUAUUUAUCUUGCAAAAACUGAUUUUAAAAGACAAUAAAGGCAUCAAAUG
This is a messenger RNA of Epinephelus moara (kelp grouper), 3187 nucleotides long. It is a transcript of the gene timm17b, whose product is annotated as translocase of inner mitochondrial membrane 17 homolog B (yeast). Gene Ontology annotation, biological process: protein import into mitochondrial matrix. Bases 24 to 539 code for a protein of 171 amino acids. Gene Ontology annotation, cellular component: mitochondrial inner membrane; TIM23 mitochondrial import inner membrane translocase complex. Gene Ontology annotation, molecular function: transmembrane protein transporter activity. The record is from RefSeq and is a predicted model, not a curated record. The transcript is spliced from 6 exons. NCBI's taxonomy places the organism in Eukaryota, Metazoa, Chordata, Actinopteri, Perciformes, Serranidae.